GCCGACCUCGCCGUCCCGAGAAACACAAAUCCCGGGCUCUGCGGCAGAGAGCAUCCUCCGCGUCGAGAUCCUUGCCUGAGCAGGCAGGAGGCGGUGGUGAGGAGUCAUCAUGGCGUUGAGGGCGUCUCCCGCGUCGCAGGGGGCAGUGGCGCGGCCGUCGUGCGCGCGGAGGAGGGGCAAUGGGGCGUCGCCGGUGGUGGCCAUGGCGUCCACCAUCAACAGGGUCAAAACUGUCAAAGAACCCUAUACUCCUCCACGAGAGGUGCACCUUCAAGUUACCCAUUCACUACCAGCCCAAAAGCGGGAGAUUUUCGAUUCACUUCAGUCUUGGGCCAAGGAUAACCUAUUGAACCUCCUGAAGCCAGUUGAGAAGUCAUGGCAGCCACAGGACUUCCUACCUGAGCCUUCUUCUGAUGGAUUUUAUGAUGAAGUUAAAGAACUGAGGGAGCGGGCAAAGGAAAUACCUGAUGAAUACUUUGUUUGCUUAGUUGGUGACAUGGUUACCGAGGAAGCCCUACCUACCUACCAAACAAUGCUCAACACCCUUGAUGGAGUUCGAGAUGAAACUGGUGCAAGUCCAACCACUUGGGCUGUUUGGACGAGAGCUUGGACAGCUGAAGAGAACAGGCAUGGUGAUCUUCUUAAUAAGUACAUGUACCUUACUGGACGGGUUGACAUGAAACAAAUUGAGAAGACUAUACAGUAUCUGAUUGGUUCUGGAAUGGAUCCUGGAACUGAGAAUAAUCCCUACUUGGGUUUCCUUUACACAUCAUUCCAAGAGAGAGCAACGUUUAUAUCUCAUGGCAAUACAGCAAGGCAUGCCAAGGAGUAUGGAGAUCUUAAGCUGGCUCAGAUCUGUGGUACAAUAGCAGCUGACGAAAAGCGCCAUGAGACAGCAUACACCAAGAUAGUCGAGAAGCUGUUUGAGAUUGAUCCUGACUAUACAGUGCUUGCAUUUGCUGACAUGAUGAGGAAGAAGAUCACAAUGCCUGCUCAUCUCAUGUAUGAUGGCAAGGACGACAAUCUGUUUGAACACUUUAGUGCGGUGGCGCAGAGGCUGGGCGUCUACACUGCUAAAGACUACGCUGACAUCCUUGAGUUCUUGGUCCAGAGGUGGAAAGUUGCGAGCCUCACUGGGCUGUCCGGAGAAGGGAGACGAGCGCAGGAUUUCGUCUGUACAUUGGCACCAAGAAUCAGGCGGUUGGACGAAAGAGCGCAAGCAAGGGCGAAGCAAGGACCGGUCAUUCCUUUCAGCUGGAUUUAUGACCGCAAAGUGCGACUUUAAUCAAGAACUGUAGGCGAUGAGACUACAUCCUAUAACAGCAUAUCGUUUGAGUUCCGGGGUUCUAUGUAAGAAAGAAACAGCCUCUAGGUUAUCUAGCAGGGUAGAAUUCAGUUACUUAUCGUGGAUCACGCUCGCUCUAAGUAUAUUGUCUGUUAUCUUUAAAUUUUGAUGACAGCCAGACAGCGUGAGCCUGGUGAUUUGUGCUACCCUGAACCUGUAUGUCUCAGAGAUUGUUCUCAUUGAAUCGUGAUCUGAUAUCGUCUUUACAUGUUA
Molecule: messenger RNA, 1558 nt
Organism: Phragmites australis (common reed)
Lineage: Eukaryota; Viridiplantae; Streptophyta; Magnoliopsida; Poales; Poaceae
Product: stearoyl-[acyl-carrier-protein] 9-desaturase 5, chloroplastic
Exons: 3
Coding region: 110-1285 (391 amino acids)
Biological process (GO): fatty acid biosynthetic process
Cellular component (GO): chloroplast stroma
Molecular function (GO): stearoyl-[ACP] desaturase activity
Source: RefSeq, a predicted model, not a curated record